GGAGUCUGCAAAGUCAACGGCAGCAUCAUGUUUUACGGUUCUUCCUCGGGGGCAAGCAUGUCCCUCCCAUCCAAGAGCCGCCUGAAACGCCAGAGCAGGACCUUCACACAGGUCUUGUAUCGCACUCUGAGCUACAGAGACCGUGUUCCAGCCGAAGCCGGAACAAACACCCGUGGGGACCGGCGUUCGACGACUGAACCUCCAGAACGGCCAGCAGAUGACCCAGCGGAGCUCUCCACGCAGAGCUCAGCCCCCGGGGUGCUGAAGAUUUUUGGGGAUGAAAUCUGCGCCGGUGCCAACUACAAGAGUGUCCUGGCCACGCCGCGCUCCAGCGCUCAGGAGCUGGUGAAAGAGGCACUCGAGCGCUACUCGCUUAACAAGGAUGCUGCCCACUCCUAUGUCCUGUGCGAUGUGAUCGGACGCUUGGAGGGGGGAGCCGUUAUCAGUGGCAGUGGGAUCGGGGGUGGGGGAUGGCGGACGGAGUGCCUGAGAGCACUUGGGGACAAUGAGAAGCCGCUGUUGCUGCAAGAACUGUGGAAACCCCGAGAAGGACAUGCUCGCAGAUUUGAGCUGCGCAGGAGGGCUGAGGUCGAGGAACUGAACGCCAAGGAGAAGGAUACUAUCACUGCUGGGCUCAAAACCCCACAGUUCCUGGCGGCUCUAAUGGGUCGGUCUGGGUUGGGCAAACACAGGAGCUCCCCUCUGCGGUGUGGUCGAGCGGUACAGUCCAGCUCUAAAGAUAUUAAUGCCCAGGCUCGUAAGCUCCAGAGGAACAGGGCAAAAGGGACACUGACCCUGCCCCGAUCCAGCAACUCAUCCUUCUGUCGCAGCCUCAGCGAGACAAGCCUCAACCAGCUUGGAGUGGGAGAUGAGCCCAAGCGCUAUUACUCCACCCUGCCGGGACCCUUAAGAGGCCGAGAACGUGAGAUAGCCUCAAGCAGCCGGAGGAAAGAGGACGGGGGCCAUGGAGGAGGAGGCGGAGGGGUGAAGCACUCCCUGUACCAGUCCCCUCAUCUCCUGCUGCUUCAGGGAUACAAUCGACAGGACUGCCUGGUUUACCUGCUGAACAGGGAGCAGCACACGGUCGGACAGGAGACUCCGUCAGCCCGUCCCAAUAUCUGCCUCUUUUCUCCCGACAUCCUGCCCCUCCACUGCCGCUUACGCCGCGUCCCCGCACCCCGGCGCCAUCCCAUCAACAGCAGCAAGUCGGAGGACCCGGCUGAGUGUCAGCGGUUCUGCGUCGCCGUCGAGCCGGUGCUCAACGCCACCGUCCUGGUGAACUUCUCCCGCUGCGAGCGCUCCACCACGCUUCGACACGGCGACCUCCUUUCCUUCGGCGCACACUACAUCUUUCUGUACAAAGACCCUUCAGGAGCCAAACCGCUUCCCGCGCAAACCUUGGCACGCCUUCGCUCGCUCGGCCAGCUGUACGACACCGGGGCAGAGGAGGGAGAGGGCGGAGCGCAGACCUGUAAGAUGUGCGGCUCCGUGCUGAAGGACAGGUCCUCGCAGGUCUCCAGCGCCCCGGCGGUCAGGCGGAGCUUCAAGCCUCACUUGGUAAAGCCUCGCAGCGUGGGGACGUCGACGGCAGCGCCCCCUAUUCAGUCUGGAGGCGAAGGAGGAGGAAGAGGAGGAAUAGGUCAGAAAAGGAGGCUUCAGCUGGAGUUUGACCAGGCUCACGAGGAUCAGCUGUUAAACAGGAUUGUGUCUCUCAUUGAACCUGGAGGUGACGACCACAAGCUGACACCUGCCUACCUGCUGUGUCUGUGCAUACAACACUCUGCCUCAGCCUUCCCGCCGGGGAGUUUCGGAAAGCUGCUACUCAAGAUUGUUCGACGGAUCCAGACCAUCGCGUGGGAAAGGACAAAGGAGCUGGCUCAGAAGCAAGCUCAGCAGUGUCCAUGUAGCCAAGAUCCAGCGUCCCUAUCUCUGCUCAACAUCUCAGACCUGGUCCCAGAUCUGCAGACCAUCUUCUUCUGGAUGUCCAACUCCAUCGAGAUCCUCUACUUCAUACAACAAAGAGCACCAGCAUACACACACAGCAUAGAGACUAUGCAAGGGUCAAAAGAGUCGUUGCUAUCGGCGACUAUAUCAGCCAAUGAGGAGGCUAUGACAAUCUUGGAAGAAGUCAUCAUGUACACUUUCCAGCAAUGUGUCUACUAUAUCACCAAGGCGCUUUAUGUUGUGUUACCGGGUUUGUUGGACUGUAAUCCAUUCCCGGUCGACACCUCUGAGCCAUGCUGGAAAGGCGGUGUCGGGUUUCCUGAGCCAAUUCGGAGGGUCCUGCAGGUUUUUCAGACUGCACAGGAGCUCUUGCAGGGCUACCAGGUUCACCCAGAGAUACAGGCUCAGAUGUUUGCCUACCUCUUCUUCUUCUCCAACGUGUCACUUUUUAACCAGCUCAUGGACAAAGGUCCAUCUCGAGGCUGGUUCCAGCGCUCCAAGGUGCUGCAGAUUCAGACGUGUUUGCGGAUGGUGAUGGAGUGGGUGAGCAGGUCUGGUCUGGGACAUCUUGGUGAUAAAUUCUUCACCAAGCUCAACAGCACUGUGUCUAUACUGGCCACACCACCACAGCAGCUCACACAGAUGGGCUGGAGAGCAUUGUCCAGUGAGCACCCAGCUCUGAAACCGGUCCAGCUCCACAGGAUUCUGACUCAGUACCAGCUCACAGCUGAGAUCGGCCCGGUCCCACUGUGGCAGCCCAGCAGUGAGGAUGAGGCAUAUAUAUACAGGACAGUGGACCUCCUGGAGAGCUUCGAGAACCACCCUCCCAUCGUGCUGCCCAGCGCCGGCUUCAGAGUGGACCUGGACAGCGAGUGCGUGGAGGACAGCAUCUACCGGCAGCUGCUGUACAUCCGACACUACCUGUGGGGGCUGCGCACCAAGGCACAGGCACACAACAGUGCUCCCAGUGUGCACACACACUCCAACGGUACCAACACGGCCGACUGGCCGGACGUUCAGAGGGAGCUGCUGCCUCCGGCCCACAGCAGUCCCCGUUCCGGGGGUCCCGGAGACGAGGUGAUAGCGGAGAUGGGAGAGGAAAGAGGACGUGACAGACCCUCGGGCCAGUCCCACACGCACAGCCUCAGAAGGAACGGCACCAUCCACCACCCUCGACCGGCGAAUCCCGACCCAUCCUGCCUCCUGACCCCUCCCAACACCCCGCUCUACCCAGAGGGGGGUGGAGGAGGGGGGCCCGGCCCAGCCAUCGGUACCAUCAUUCAGAGUAACGGAUGCACCAGCAGAACUGUGGCAGAAUGUAAAAAAGCCAAUGGACUAAUCACCAACGGGCUUGAGGGGUGUAUUAGUGGGUGUGAGUUUCCUUUCCCUGUGUCCUCCUCUGGCGUUCCUUCCCUUCCUGAUGACUUGUGUGUGGUGUUUGUAGUGGAACUGGACAAAGGACCCUAUGGACUGGGCAUGGGACUCAUAGACGGCCUGCACACUCCUCUUAACGCUCCCGGUAUUUACAUCCGGACUCUGAUUCCUGACGGUCCGGCUGCUUCCGACGGCAGGCUGAGGAUCGGAGACCGCAUCCUGGCUGUGAACGGGACCAGCCUGAUCGGAGCCGACUACCAGAGCGCUGUGGAUCUGAUUCGUCUGGGAGGAGGUCGGCUGCGAUUCCUCGUGGCCAAGUCAGACCCCGAGGUCUCCGAGAAGAUCAGUGCCUCCUCCUGCUGACCCGCCCAGCUGCCCAGCGACGGCACGCA
Messenger RNA from Salarias fasciatus (jewelled blenny), 3710 nucleotides. It is a transcript of the gene radil, whose product is annotated as Ras association and DIL domains. Gene Ontology annotation, biological process: signal transduction; neural crest cell migration; substrate adhesion-dependent cell spreading. The transcript has 19 exons. The coding region runs from base 28 to 3681 and encodes 1217 amino acids. Lineage: Eukaryota; Metazoa; Chordata; Actinopteri; Blenniiformes; Blenniidae. Gene Ontology annotation, molecular function: GTPase binding. The record is from RefSeq and is a predicted model, not a curated record. Gene Ontology annotation, cellular component: microtubule.